AUGGCUACGCAAAUGAGCAAAAAGCGAAAGUUUGUAGCCGACGGAGUGUUCUUUGCGGAGCUGAACGAGGUGUUGACCAGAGAACUCGCAGAAGAUGGGUACUCUGGCGUUGAAGUUAGGGUUACGCCAGUGCGGACCGAGAUCAUUAUUAGAGCCACCCGGACUCAAAACGUCCUCGGUGAGAAGGGAAGAAGAAUUAGAGAACUGACAUCUGUUGUUCAGAAGCGUUUUAAGUUUCCGGAGAACAGUGUUGAGCUUUAUGCAGAGAAAGUCAACAACCGAGGGCUUUGUGCCAUUGCUCAAGCAGAGUCUUUGCGUUACAAACUUCUAGGAGGGCUUGCUGUUCGGAGGGCAUGCUAUGGUGUUCUUAGAUUUGUCAUGGAGAGUGGAGCAAAGGGAUGUGAGGUCAUUGUCAGUGGCAAACUCAGGGCUCAGCGUGCUAAGUCUAUGAAGUUCAAGGACGGAUACAUGAUAUCCUCUGGCCAGCCUGUUAAUGAAUACAUUGACUCUGCUGUGCGUCAUGUGCUUCUUAGACAGGGUGUUCUUGGGAUUAAGGUCAAAAUCAUGCUCGAUUGGGACCCCAAGGGUAAGCAAGGCCCCACAACACCCCUACCGGAUCUGGUCACCAUCCACCAACCCAAAGAGGAAGGGGACUACAUCAGGCCCCCAGUUGUGGCAGCAGCUGAAAUACCAGUCCUUGCUGCAUAG
This is a messenger RNA of Prunus armeniaca (apricot), 708 nucleotides long. The record is from the annotation of a GenBank genome assembly. Lineage: Eukaryota; Viridiplantae; Streptophyta; Magnoliopsida; Rosales; Rosaceae.